Molecule: messenger RNA, 1380 nt
Organism: Lottia gigantea (owl limpet)
Lineage: Eukaryota; Metazoa; Mollusca; Gastropoda; Lottiidae
Exons: 13
Coding region: 1-1380 (459 amino acids)
Biological process (GO): bile acid biosynthetic process; cholesterol homeostasis
Molecular function (GO): steroid hydroxylase activity; heme binding; iron ion binding
Source: RefSeq, a predicted model, not a curated record
AUGGUUCUUGUCACGCUGUAUGUUUCCCGUCUUUGGAAAGAAUUUUGGGGUAUAAAACCAAAACAACCACCGACAUACAGGGGAUGGCUCCCGUGGUUUGGUUGUGCCAUGGAAUUUGGCAAGGGUCCACUACAUUUUAUAAACAAAAAAUCGAAAGAGUUGGGAUCAAUAUUUUCUAUAAAGGUAACUGGUGAAUAUAUGACAUUUGUGACAGACCCUAAAGACUUUCAGUAUUUUUUUCAAUCACCUUGCCUGGAUUUUCAGAAAGCUGUUCAAGGACCAGUUCAAAAUGUUGUGUCCAUUACCAAAGAGUCUUUCUUUGCAUACCACAGCAGUAUACAUGAUUUAGUUAAAGGGAAAUUAGCUUCAUCACAACUAGCUCCCAUGUCUGAUAAAUUAUAUACUGAAUUCAAAGAACAGCUUGCAAAACUUCCUGAAAGUGGUACUAUAGAUUUAAAUAGAUUGAUCAGAAGUGUUUUGUAUAAAUCUGUAUUAAAUAUAUUAUUUGGGAAAAAUAUACUUCCAACAGAUGAUGAGCAGUAUAGAGAGUUAGAAGAUAACUUCACUAAAUUUGAUGAACAAUUUGAAUAUGGUUCAAAAUUACCAGCAUUUUUAUUAGGAGGAUGGUCUCAAUCUAGACAAUAUCUUAUUGAUAUGUUUAAAAACUUGGUAGACAGUGAAAAGAAGAAAUCUCAAGAUUUACCAGUUUCAGAGAAAACUCUGCUUCAUAAUGUCUUAGAAUGUGUUGAUAAAGAAAACUCACCAAAUUAUUCUGUAUUAUUAUUAUGGGCUACACUAGCUAACAGUAUACCAAUGAUAUUUUGGACAAUGGCAUUUAUAGUAACAAGACAAUCUGUUUAUGAAAAAGUGUGUAAUGAAAUUGAAGAAAAACUUCCAGAGAAAUUAGAAACAAUUACUGAGGCUGAUUUACGUAAAAUGCCAUAUUUGAAAAGUUGCAUCUUAGAAACUGUCAGGUUAAGAUCACCUGGUAUCAUUCCACGCUAUGUUGCCAAACCUUUUAAAAUAAGGGACUUGACAGUACCAGCUGGUAAUUUAAUAUUUGCCUCACCAUUCUGGGCUCAUAGAAAUCCUGAACAUUAUCCUGACCCUGAGGAACAUAAACCUGAAAGAUGGAACAUGAAAGAUGUAGAGAGAAAUAUAUUUCCUGAAUAUUUUUUUGCAUUUGGAGGAGGAAGAUUUCAGUGUCCUGGAAGAUGGUUUGGUUUAAUGGAAAUUCAGAUAUUUGUUAUUAUGUUUUUAAAACAAUUUACAUGUGAAGCCUUUGAUCCUGUUCCCCAACCAAGUCCAUUCCAUAUAGUUGGAACCCAACAACCACUAGGACCAUGUAUGGUGGAAUUUCACCGAAAGAAUGUCAUAUGA